Suillus clintonianus is the source of this 2097-nucleotide messenger RNA. RefSeq lists its product as uncharacterized. NCBI's taxonomy places the organism in Eukaryota, Fungi, Basidiomycota, Agaricomycetes, Boletales, Suillaceae. The coding region runs from base 138 to 1688 and encodes 516 amino acids. The transcript has 6 exons. The record is from RefSeq and is a predicted model, not a curated record. Gene Ontology annotation, molecular function: protein binding.
AGGAGAACGUUGUCAUUGAUCAUACCGGCGAUUGAAUCUUUCAUUGACAAGGUCUUUCCAGCGUGAUCGUGCAACUCACACAAAACUCUGAAUUGACUUCAGUACUCAGUGACAAAGGGUCAACUUCAGCCUAUGUCAUGGACACCGACCAGCAGGGAAACGUUGAGACAGCAUUCAGUCUUCCCAACGAGUUGAUCGCUAUAGUUUUCGAUGAACUCGAUGUAGCAUCCCUUCUGAGAUGCAAACAAGUGUGCAAAUUGUUUCAUUCAGUGAUCACCGACAAUGUGCAACUUCUCUACAAAAUCGAGUUGUUUUUCGGACAGUUGGAGAAUGGAAGCCGUUGUAAUCUUGAUACUGCUGGCCGCCUUCGUGCCUGUCGAGAGUACCAACAGGCUUGGAACAAGCUAUCUUUUCCAAACUCCGGACUCAUAGACAUGCAGGACGGUCAUGCUUGGGAAUUGUCCGGGGGAGUACUGUGUCAAGCUAUGCGGUCAGGGCUUACAUGCGUACAACUUCCCUGCAAAAUCAAAAACAUUCCCGAGCGGGAAUGGACUAUCAAUGACUUGGGAUUUGAGAUUCGAGAUUUCACCGUCGAUGUGUCCCAGGACUUGAUUGUCGCUGUGGAAAUAAUAGGUGCCAUCCCGAACUUGUCAUGCAACAUACACCUGAGAACUCUAAUGACCGGCGAGCAUCAUCCAAUGUCUGCCGUGCCCUUCGUGACGCACCUGCCAUCAGACAUGCAUGAGGAAUUCAAAUUCCUCAUUCAAGUUUGCGGUUCCCGCCUUGCAGUACAGUUUCAAGAACACGGGGAUGAACCUAACUCUCAGCUAGUGGUCUGGGACUGGAAAUCGGGUCAACAGAAGCUCUUCAUUCGAGACACAGACCUCCGAUCUUUUUCUUUCGUCACAGAAGACUUGCUUUUGGUCGCCGUCGUGUUGAAUGACGAAACGCCCCCCCGUCUGGACAUCCUCAGUAUCGACAGCCUCGGCGAAGAGGCAUUGGAGUAUAAGGAUGUCAGCUACAUUUGUGGCCUGGAGUAUCCAAAGAUGAAGGCCGAAGUCAUGGACAUGUUGAUUCGAUCCGAGCCGACUCCAGGAUGGUCCCCUUCGCAGUCUGUCCAACCUCCAUUCUUCUUUUCUCGCAGUAACCGCAUUUUCACCAUCACCAUGCGAGUCUCUCCCGAAAUCAAUUCCACCGAAGAGUGUACUGUGCUUAUCGUUCCAUUAUCCACUGUCAUGGCCCAGGUUGAAUCGUCCCACGAUGCACCGAAGCGUAUUGUCCCAUGGACGCAAUGGGGCCCAAAUGGCUCUCAUAUGCUCCUUCGCAGCCCGUCCGACGCCUGGGUUUGCUACGUCUACGGCAUGAAGUUCGUCCAACUUCUGCGAUGGAAUCAAGGAAAUCGUGCAAGAGUGUAUGAUUUCAACAAGCACUCAGCGAGGAGGGAUGUUCUAAAUGAACAAAAAACGGAACCGAAGCUUCCGUGGAAGCGCUUAGGAAUGGCGCAGUCGCUGAAUUCGCGGUGUUCCGCCUUUGAUGAAGAAGUGUUCACUUAUCUUCCUGGCCGUGUUGCGAUUGCAGAUAUGAUGCCAAGCAAUGCACCUCACAACUGGGAGGCGGCUAUGAUCGGUGAAGACAACAUCGUCCUGGUUUCUCCUCAUGCUAGGAAGUAUGGCUAUGUCGCCAUGUAAAUCGGGAGCUUGCCGCUCUGGACGGUCGGUAUCUUUGACACUGUUUCUCUAACACGCUUGAAUUUCAAUCAAUUUGUAUACUACUAGGUCUAAUCAAUUGCGCCUUGCAAGAUGGAUGGCACCCUCCUGCCGUCAGUGACACUCAGUUUGGGCCUUGUUGUCUCCCAGACGCCAUGACGAAUAUUUUUAGUGCGCAAAGGGAAGAUUAUCUUGUUUACGAUUCAGUUUGCAAAUCCCGAUGAUUUCCGUGGACUUAAAGAACGUCAUCUUUCGUAGUGUGGCGGUUUCUCUGCCCAUUCACGACAAAUGCAUACUGAUAUGAAUCCACUACGGCAAGAUUUUUGGCUGUUGGACUAUUUGAAAUUUGAAAUUUGAACCUGGAAACCCGCCACAACACGAUGCUCUCGUC